Messenger RNA from Melitaea cinxia (Glanville fritillary), 1184 nucleotides. Its product is annotated as sin3 histone deacetylase corepressor complex component SDS3. Lineage: Eukaryota; Metazoa; Arthropoda; Insecta; Lepidoptera; Nymphalidae. Gene Ontology annotation, molecular function: histone deacetylase binding. Gene Ontology annotation, cellular component: Sin3-type complex. Gene Ontology annotation, biological process: negative regulation of transcription by RNA polymerase II. The transcript has 7 exons. The coding region runs from base 165 to 1184 and encodes 339 amino acids. The record is from RefSeq and is a predicted model, not a curated record.
UCAUUUAGAUCAGUUUCGUUGUUUCAUCAAAGAAAGUGUUUCAUUUAAAAGAAAAUUCUUUCUAUGAGUGACAUAACUAGCAGUUUAUACAUAUUGCUGGACGUAUUUAUUUGGCGUCGGGUGCUAGAAGCAUAUUUCUAAAACGGUGAUUACAGUCAAUCUGUAUGCAACUGCUACGCGUUACCUCGACUAUGUCUUACCAAGGAUCACCAUAUUCGGGGCCGGGAGAUGAAUACGAUUUUGAAGACGACGGGUACGACGACUUAGACGAAUACAGGGACCCAGAAGAUUCAUUACCCCAGCCACCAAUGGAUGACAGUGAUGAAGACACAGAAGAGGCCAGUGAGACUGACAUCCCCAACCACGAUGAACCAAUUGAAAUUAAAGAACAGAUGUAUCAGGAUAAACUGAUUAAUUUAAAGAAACAGCUUCAACAGUUAGAGGAGAACAUACACCCAGAGUAUUUAAGAAGAGUUAAGAGGUUGGAGCACCAGCUACAUGAGCGUUUACGUCUGAACAGGAUACACAGGGAACACAUGUAUGAAGUUGUAGACAGGGAAUACAUAGCAGAGAAGAAAGCAGCUGCAAAAGAGUUUGAGGAGAAAAAGAUAGAGUUGAGAGAGAACUUGUUGAAUGAUUUUGAGGAGAAGAGAAAAUUAAUAGAGAGUGAAAGACACAGUAUGGAAUUAAAUGGAGAUUCUAUAGAGGUCAAGCCACCGAUGAAAAGAAUCCUCCGAAGGCGAGCAAAUGAGCCAGCGCCGGCGCCUGAGAAGCGUCGUAAACCACUCACAACGACACUCACCUUUCAACUGGAUGAUAGAGAUGUUGAUGCUGACCUACGAGCAAUCUCCAGAAGUUCUCCGCCUACACGACAUCACACCCCCUCACACAACUCACAGCCGAGGAAACAUCUCAAUUCUAGUAAUAGCUGCGAGUCCCCGGCGCGCGAGGCGGGCGAGGCGGAGGCGCGCGUGGAGGACGGCAAGCUGCUGUACGAGCGGCGCUGGUUCCACCGCGGCCAGAGCGUGUACGUGGAGGGCCGCGACCUGCCGCGCUUCCCCGCGCACAUACACUCCAUCACCGACGACGCGAUCCACGUAAAAAGAGCGAAUUCAGAGCGAGUGAGAAUAUACGUGUCUCAGCUAGCGAGGGGUAAAGUGACGUUAAAGAGACGUGCGCCGUAA